This is a messenger RNA of Homalodisca vitripennis (glassy-winged sharpshooter), 1283 nucleotides long. RefSeq lists its product as uncharacterized. Bases 345 to 719 code for a protein of 124 amino acids. The transcript has 2 exons. Lineage: Eukaryota; Metazoa; Arthropoda; Insecta; Hemiptera; Cicadellidae. The record is from RefSeq and is a predicted model, not a curated record.
GUCUCAAGUCAACGAUGAUCAUUCACUUCGACUACCUUAUGUUCACAGUUUCCAUUCUGCAGGUGGUAAGUGAAUCUACUGUUUUCUACUCAAACUUUCUCCAUUGUUUACUAGAACCAACAACAGUUCAUUAAUCAGUACUUCAGGGAAGGGAACAGAGCAUCUACUACUGGACGACAAGUCAAGGACUUGUUGAUGACCGGGGACAUCGGGAGCCUGCUGGAUCGUCAGAUAGCAGUUGAUAUCAUCUAUGACCUGGCUGACCGAUAAGAACAAUUGACAAGGAUUCAGUAGAACGGUUGUUUCAGGCAUCUACUACUGGACGACAAGUCAAGGACUUGUUGAUGACCGGGGACAUCGGGAGCCUGCUGGAUCGUCAGAUAGCAAUUGAUAUCAUAUAUGACCUGGCCGGCCGAAGACGCCUGGUCACGAAAGACGAUAUCACAGACAAGUACCGAACAUUCUGGGUGCAGACGGACCGGCUGGGCCUACCCUUCGUUCGGGACCCUGAGACUGGACACAAGUACCUGGUCAAGUACAGUCGCACAAGUAAAGGAGUGGACCUCUACCGGAUCACGAAGGGAAGGUACGGUGCUCCCGUGGUUGCUGACUGGGCUACUAUGACCGUAAACCGGAUUAAACUGAACAGACACGGUGAAGUAGAACUGAUACCGAUCAAAGGAGAAAUGUCCAGCUCUAAGUUCGGCUGGUUAAAUUAAUUUGCCAUCACUUAAAACAGAAUGUGCAUUAUUUUAUUUAUUUUUAUGAUUCGAUAAAAAGGCUAUCCAAAUGUAACAAGUGUUUUGUGAGGCAAGAAUAGUAGUAGAAAGAAGAGUGCAGCUAUUUUAAUAUUGAAACAAUACUAUAGUAACAUGCAAAUGCAAAUGAUCUACUAUAAUUUAACUUACAGAACACAGAACGUGUAUUACAUACAAUAGCUUGGUCUUUUUGUGUAUUUUCAAUGCAUAUCCAGUUGUCAGUGAGAAUGUGUUGCUGAUACUGGUUCGUCAAUAGUUUUUAAGUUAAUUGAGACAUCAUGCCAAAUACUUUACAUUAAAGAGUAACCUGAUGUUUAGUAUGAUUGAUAGAUCUGUAUGAGUGUAGGUUCAUGUAACAUUUUAUUAAUCGACAUAGUGUUCUGUUAUUAAUUUAAUUUACAAAAUAGUUUGUAAAUUAUUUUUCAUUAAUUUUACAAUGAUUUAUUUAUGAGCAGUUUAACAUAAGACGAGGCCAUUUCGCUCUGACUUUGUGUGCUGAAAUAAAGAUCUUUUAAUUUUGUGAUA